UCAAUUCUGCAAGUGGUUCUAAUUUACUAUCGCUGUUCUCUAGCUGGUCUAAAACCGCUUUUGACCUAAAGUGACGGUUUUUGGAUGCCAUGGACAUUUAUCAGUUUCCAGGCAAUAAGAACAGUAAAAAUGCAGGCAGGGCACAGGACAAAGCACUAGGGACACAAUGCAUGUGAAAUUGUUUGACACAUGAAUGUCACUUUUUGUCAUUUUUUAAUUUCCUGCCGUUCCGUCUCCGUACAUCCCGACGUCGCAGGAGACGGAACCCAGAUGACAGAUGCCGGCAUCCGCUGGAUUACAUUGCCAGGGACACAGCCGGAGGGACAU
Molecule: messenger RNA, 327 nt
Organism: Staurois parvus
Lineage: Eukaryota; Metazoa; Chordata; Amphibia; Anura; Ranidae
Source: the annotation of a GenBank genome assembly